CGGGACGUGCCCGCCCUGCGCGACGACGUCAGCGCGCCCGCGCGCGCCAGGGGAGGAGUGGGAGCUGCGGGCCGGGAGGCGCUGACGCUCAGGCCCCGUCCGGUCCGGCGAUGGAGUUUCCGGACCUUGGGGCUCACUGUUCGGAGCCGAGCUGUCAGCGCUUGGAUUUUCUGCCGCUCAAGUGCGACGCCUGCUCGGGCAUCUUUUGCGCAGACCACGUGGCCUACGCCCAGCAUCACUGUGGAUCUGCUUACGAAAAGGAUAUCCAGGUACCUGUAUGCCCACUCUGUAAUGUGCCUGUCCCUGUGGCCAGAGGGGAGCCCCCUGACCGUGCUGUUGGGGAACACAUUGACGGAGACUGCCGCUCUGAUCCAGCUCAGCAAAAACGUAAGAUCUUCACCAAUAAGUGUGAACGCUCUGGCUGCCGGCAGCGGGAAAUGAUGAAACUGACCUGCGACCGCUGUGGCCGAAACUUCUGCAUCAAGCACCGUCACCCACUGGACCAUGAUUGCUCUGGGGAGGGGCACCCCACAAGUAGGGCAGGUGCAUGUUUUCCAGACCUUGUGGAGGAGUUCCCCUCCAGACUUCCUUGGUCAGGCCAGGGAGGAACAUGCAAGCUGACUGUGCCUGGAGGCAUGCCAAGAGUGUCUCUUCCCUACAGACUGGCUGCCAUCUCCAGAGCACAAAGCCUAGCUUCUUCUACAAAGACCAUCCCCAGCCCAAACCAGACCUUGCCUUCAUCUACCUCUGCCAGCAGAGCCACAACUCAGUCUCCAUCCCGGACAGCCUCUCCAGUGAUUGCUUUGCAAAAUGGCUUGAGUGAGGAUGAGGCUCUGCAACGAGCCCUGGAACUGUCCCUGGCAGAGGCCAAACCCCAGGUCCCAAGUUCUCAGGAGGAAGAAGACUUAGCUUUAGCACAAGCACUAUCAGCCAGCGAGGCAGAAUACCGACAGCGGCAGGCUCAGAGCCGCAGCUUGAAGCCGUCCAACUGCAACCUGUGCUAGGGCCUUGGGCUUGGGGAGGGAGGCUCAGCUGAGGAGGACUGUGGCCCUCGCAUCUCUAGGGUCCACAGGGAGAGGAGGCCCGGAGCAGCCUGGAGUGAAGAGGAGGAGUGACGUGGAGGCCGCCUUCAGGGAGCAUCAGAGGAGAAACAGCUUGUGGAGCUGAGCCUACAGAUGGCUCUGCUGGCCUCUCCAGCUGCAUGGGAGAGAACAGCUCUGAACUGUUCCCUGGCCAGACCCCACAUGGCCCCCUGCAUCUUGACAUUCCCCGUAUACUGGGGCUCCCCCCACGUGUAGGGGGCUGGGAGGGGGCGCUAGAAAGAAUAAAGAAUCUUGGCAGUCAGUAAGACACCAAA
Molecule: messenger RNA, 1357 nt
Organism: Balaenoptera ricei (Rice's whale)
Lineage: Eukaryota; Metazoa; Chordata; Mammalia; Artiodactyla; Balaenopteridae
Gene: ZFAND2B
Product: zinc finger AN1-type containing 2B
Exons: 10
Coding region: 111-1004 (297 amino acids)
Biological process (GO): protein targeting to ER; proteasome-mediated ubiquitin-dependent protein catabolic process
Cellular component (GO): cytoplasm; endoplasmic reticulum
Molecular function (GO): zinc ion binding
Source: RefSeq, a predicted model, not a curated record